AUGGCGUCGAUUGCGCGUGCAGCGGCAGCGCAGAGGCAACCCCGCAGCAGCAGCAGCAACAGGAGCAGCAGCAGCAGCAGCAGCCCGCGCGAGUUCAUUUUCGAGGCGUGGAUGCGCCACGCGGGUCCGCAGCUGCAGUCACUCGUGCUCUCCCGCUCCCUCAACGCCGCCGCGAACGGCGGCGGCUCCACUACGAUCAACGUUUGGGAGAACGAGGACCUCAGCUUGCAUCUCGGGCAUAUUUCCCGCCACUGCAUGUCCCUGCGGUCGCUCACUCUCGGGUCGCUUUCGCUCGCGGCGCCUGCGCUCGAGUCGUGCCUCCGCCCCAUGCCCAACUUGCAGGAUUUGUCGCUUUCCUGGAUUCACCUGACUAAUGAGUGCCUGCAAAUGAUUCUCGACGCGACUCCGAAUCUCCGCCGGUUGACGAUAUUUAUGGCGACGGGCUGCCCGCAAAUUUCUCUUCGCCUGCCCGCUUCGUUGGAGCACGUCGACUUCGCUUACCUGCGCGCCGAGUCGUGCAAGUUCGUCACCGCUUCCUCGUUGCGAUCAGUGUCCAUUCGCGACAUGUUUGUGCGAACAGUUACCAUUCACCAAGCCCCUCGUCUGCGGUACUUCGCCAUCGCCAGCGCCAGCCUCCUCGAGGUUUCCGCACCUGAGUCGUGCGAAAUCACCUCCCUCGAUUUAAAAGCCGGUUCCUUCUGCUGGUCCUCGCUACAAUCACUCAUUCGCGGAUGCGGCACGACUCUCAAUUCUCUCGCUCUCGAUUUCUUCACCGCCGGAUCCGGAGCGGUCUCGUCGGGAAUCUUCUCGCUCUUCUGGCUCGCCGCCAUGUGCCCCGCGCUUCGCGCCUUGAAUCUCGGCUCUCUGCCGUGGCAACUUGUUCUCUCCUGGGCGACUACCUCCGGCGCGCUUCAACCGGCGGGACCCGCGACGGGAUCUGCGGCGCGGUGGCCGCAGCUGGAGGAGCUGAAGCUUAAGGUUCAAGAGCAGAGGCCCGAGGCGCUGCUGCUGCUGCACGCGCUUCUGUCGAAUGUGCCAACCCUAAAAUCGCUCCAAGUGGCGACAGCAGUGGACGAAGAGGAAGAAGAGGAAGAAGAGGAGGAGGCGGCGGAGGAGGAGGAAGACGAGGAAUUCGAGGAGGGGGAGGAGGAGUGUGAGGAGUACGAGGAAGAGGAGGUAGAGGAGGCUGAGGAGGAGUAUGAAGAAGAAUACGAAGAUGACGUGGACGAGGAUGAUUUGAUGGAAGUGGAGGAGGGUGCGGAGAGCUCGGACGAGUAUGACGACGAAGCUGAAAGCAUGCCGGUCAGAUCCGGUGGACCUGCCGUUCAGCGCCACAUGAGUCGGCAGGAGCUGUUCCUCAAGGGGCUUGUGUGCCUGCAGCAACGGUUUUCUGACGUUAACGUCUUCCUCCCGUUGCUCGCUCGCCGGUCAACCUCGUGA
Messenger RNA from Closterium sp. Yama58-4, 1440 nucleotides. NCBI's taxonomy places the organism in Eukaryota, Viridiplantae, Streptophyta, Zygnematophyceae, Desmidiales, Closteriaceae. The record is from the annotation of a GenBank genome assembly.